Messenger RNA from Funneliformis geosporum, 618 nucleotides. NCBI's taxonomy places the organism in Eukaryota, Fungi, Glomeromycota, Glomeromycetes, Glomerales, Glomeraceae. The record is from the annotation of a GenBank genome assembly.
AUGUCGCAACAACCUUCGAUCCUUGUAAAUAAUAAACGUCGUAACUUGAUGGGGUCGAUGUUUUUACCUGCGCCACCUCCACCUUUUUUCGAAUCUAAAGAGCAAGAAAAUUUUAAACUAUGUAAGGUGAACCCGAAUAAUGGAGCUUAUCUUCCACCAACACCAAAUGAAAAAUCCGGACAUGAGGAAUGGCAUGAUAAUAAUCAAGACGAUGGCUAUUUCUCUUUUCCUGCAACUUAUCUAGCUGAAUCUCGUUCAAAACAUUCCACUCACGCAUUUGCUAGAUUAGAGACAACAGAAGAAAAUAAUGGGCCAUUUAUACAAGAUACAACUGUAAAUCUACCGAAAACCACUUCACAUGAUAAUAAUUUAGUACUACAAUUAGAAGACGCAACCAUACCUCCAAUAUCGCCUUCGCUGUCAUGUUCAACUUCCUCUUCAACUUCUGAAGAAUCUGAUAUUGAUGAUCUAAACCAGCAUAACAGACAUCCAGUCUCGCAGAAACGUCUAACUAGAGAUUUUGAUUCUUACGUGUCUGAAUUCAUUCAGCAUAGUGGAUAUACUAUGAAGGGAACAAAGAAACCGAAUUCCCCUUCCAUUUUCAAAAAUAUCUUUUAA